Molecule: messenger RNA, 1936 nt
Organism: Hippocampus comes (tiger tail seahorse)
Lineage: Eukaryota; Metazoa; Chordata; Actinopteri; Syngnathiformes; Syngnathidae
Gene: ift46
Product: intraflagellar transport 46 homolog (Chlamydomonas)
Exons: 6
Coding region: 390-1451 (353 amino acids)
Biological process (GO): cilium assembly; intraciliary transport
Cellular component (GO): microtubule organizing center; motile cilium; intraciliary transport particle B
Source: RefSeq, a predicted model, not a curated record
CACUGGUUGCUAGGCUACAGAAGCUUUCGCCGUAGUGUUUUUGUGGCGUAUCUGAGUGCGUUUCGAUUGGGAAUUAUAUUUUACUACAUUUUUGCAUUGUUUUCUUUACAUUGCAUUGUUUCUAUGAGACAGGAGACGCCGCUUAAGGACAGCUGUGUCUGGAAAACCGUCUUGGGAAAUCUCUCAAUUUGGACACAAGAAGCCAAUUUUUCGCUGAUGCUCGGUGGCUAACGUUAGCAUGUAAGCUAUGUAACGAUGACACACGUUAAAUAAGAAUGGGAACAGGAAUUUAAAUGUCUGGUAAAUGUAAGUUACUGUGAAAACUAUGCCUUCCUAACACGUGUUAAAGUUUGAUUCAACCCAAGUUAACACUGAAAGUAUAAAGCUGAAUGACAUGCAAAAUCAUGCGAAUUCAACAUACGUGGUGCCUUGGUCAAAUAAGACGUUCAGUAUAUGACCACUUGUUCAUGGAGCGAGCCGACCGUCGACUUGUGAAGAACCAACCAUACGACGAGAGCGUGGAAGUCAGCGACUCGGCGGAGGAGGCGAGCAUCCGCGGCCAGGCUGAGCGUGGGAGAAACAGGAGGGGGCGCAGCCUGUUGUCAGGCAACAACAGCAGCAGUGACGAGAUGGACGAAGACCCCGCGCCUCCAAGGGCCAAAGGGCCAAUAAGCAGGCAGCCCGGGGUUACCCCCAACGAGGAAGAAGAUGAGGACGAGGAGGAUGAGUCAGAGGAAUCGGACGACGACGAUGAUGACGAAGAUACCGAUGAUGACGAAGAUACCGACGAGGCUCCCGAGGGCGCGUACGACGCGGCUGACUACGCCAACUUGCCUGUCAGCACCGAGAUCAAAGAUCUAUUCCAGUACAUCAUGCGGUACUCUCCUAAAUCCAUCGUGCUAGAACACAGCCUAAGACCCUUCAUCCCAGACUUCAUCCCGGCCGUGGGUGACAUUGACGCCUUCCUUAAGGUGCCAAGGCCGGACGGCAAAGCGGACGGGCUGGGCCUUCUGGUUCUGGACGAGCCCAGCAUCAAGCAGUCUGACCCCACAGUCUUGUCACUGUGGUUGUCCGAGGAGACCAAGCAACACGCCACCAGCGAGCUGAAAGUGACCAGUGUGUCCAGUCCUCAGUCCAACCCUCGCGCUGUGGACAGCUGGGUAGAGAGCAUCGGCGCCCUACACCGCUCCAAGGCGGCGGCCAGCGUGCAGUACGCCCGCGCCAUGCCCGACAUCGACGCCCUCAUGCAAGAGUGGCCGCCGGAGGUUGAGGAGACGUUAGGGCGCGUGCGCCUGCCCCCCGCCCGCCUCGGCUGCAGCCUGCCACAGUACUGCGACAUUGUGUGCGCACUGCUGGACGUCCCCGUAUACUGCAGCCGUAUCCAAGCGCUGCACCUGCUCUUCAGCCUCUUUCUUGAGUUCAGAGAUUCGCAGCACUUUGCGCGAACUUGACUCUGUCCUCCAUGCCACGUGCAUGAUGAUAUUUUAUCAUGUCUCCUUUCCACAUUCAAGUGUGCCUGGACCAAUAACUUCCCUUCCCAACCCAGGCUGAAGUUGGCGUCGCCCCAAGUCUCUCAGUCAAGAUCACGUCAAUGCUCAACACCAUGGACACAGUAGGCACCAGGUAACCAAUAAAGACCACAUGAGUAGCCUGCGGGCCUGUCCUGAAAAUAGUUCACCAAUGAUGGAACACUGUGAUUUCCUAGGAAUGUUGUGAAAGUGACUGUUGAAAAUAAAAACAAUUGCAGAUAUUUAUAGAAUGUUGCAUGUUGAAUUUUACGUUUCCUUCCUUGUGAAGUCAUUGAUGAUGGUCAUUGUAAAAAAAUAUAUAUAUAUCUUUUACUGGAUCAGUGUCUUCACAUUGGUACUAUCAUUAAAUAUUAACAAAAGCUUGUAAUUAAAGGCAGGGCUUUGGCACCAUCUUGUGGCAGAAUUAA